ACACCCGUCACUAGUCUAUAUCUUCAUGUACACUGCAUAAGAUGAUUGAUGUAUCUCAGUGGAGAGCAAGUAUUGGACUGUGGAAUUACUGUUCCACUACAGUUAGCAGACUGGCUAAAGCCUACCAAUCUUCAUCUUGUCAAUAUCCAAAUCAUGUAGAUGAAAGUGAUACUGUAGUAGUCAUAAAAACAUCAUCAGUGCUGCUUACAACUCUCUUUCAUAUUACUGUCCUUUUCUUUUUCAUGAUUUCUUUUUGUAUCCUAUAUCUUCCAAAAGACACUGAGUGUCACUGUUCUCUGCACCAUUGUCAAUCUACGUGUACUUGUUUUACUAGCAUGAAUUCAAACUGGCAUGGACUGAUUGUCUUUUUCAGUCUACACCUACUAUUAUCAGGAGAUGUUGAGCUCAAUCCUGGUCCUAUGAUUGAUGAUCAACCUGAUAUCUUUCUAUUGCGUAAGUGGCUUGAACCACUUGUUGACUGGCAACCAUUUGGUCUUCUCUUACCUGGAAUAACACAACAGGACAUUGCCAUGAUUGCUAAGUCAGCAUUAGGCAUUGAAACUGAACAUCAAUCUCAGAAAUUGAUUCUUUACUGCAAAUGGAUCAAUAAACAUCCUGAAGCCAAGUGGAGAGAUGUACUUCAUGCAUUGACUGUGAGAGAGGAAACAGAAUUAGCACAAACUAUCAAAGAUAAGUUACAUGAAGGACAAUGCAUAGGAGGAGGUAGUGUGAAUGUUGCUACUUGUAAUUCAGUUGGUGUAUAUAAUAAAGAACCUGUUUCAGAUCUUGUGAAAGGUAAUCCUAACGAUAUAUUUCGGAGUCAUUCAGACAAGCUCACUGAUGCUGUUACUACUAAUUUGUACAGAUUGGCUGAUGCACUGCAUGCCAAAGGGUUGAUUCCACUAGAUACCAAAAGAGAUAUGUACUCAGUAUCAGGAGAUAAUGAAUUAAAGAAAGCUGGAAAGCUACUCAUAACACUACAAACACUUAUGAAAUCAUCACAACAUCCUGAACAGUACCUUAUUGAUGUCUGUCAUGUACUAGUAAACCAACAAAAUCAAGCAUUAACUGAUAUAGCUACCUCAAUGAUGAAGCAGCUAGGUCAUGAAUGUUUUGAAGCAGACAAGGUUAAUAGUUUACCACAUGUCGUCCAGCAAUAUGCAGACACUAUGAAGAAACAGUACAAGCAGCAGCCUGUUGUUUCUAACGACUGGCCACCAAGGAUUGGACAAGGAUUGUUCUUUGGUAGAUUAUCAGUUGUGGACAAGCAAGACUUGUUUGUUGCUCAAACUCUACAUCAGAAAUCGUCAUGGUUUAUGCUUAAAGGACAGAUUGAUAAAGUAGUAGAAAUGUGUGGAAGCAAAGAAUUUAAUGUAGAAGAUAUCCUUCAAUCAAAUGCUAACUCUUCUCCUCUAGUAGUAGCAAUUGACGGUGCUGCUGGUAUUGGAAAGACAACACUCUGUCGGAAACUGUUGAACAUGUGGGCCAAUGGAACUCUUUUACACCAGCACUAUGACUUGGUACUUUACUGUCCUUUAAGGAAUGGCAAGAUAGUUACAGCUAAGACACUAUCUGAUUUAUUUGUGUGUCAACGUUAUGAAGUCCCUAUGGUAGCUGAAUGGUUUGAGAAGAGGAAUGGAGAAGGAUUACUGAUAAUCUUUGAUGGUUGGGAUGAAUUAUGUGAACAAUACCGACACUCUUCAUUAGCUGCUAGCAUCAUUCGUAGAGAGCAGUUUGACCAAUGUUCAGUUAUUGUUACCUCUCGUAGCUAUGCCUCCUCUUCACUUUUAGAGUUGUCUUCUCUAAAUAAGCAUUUUGAAGUUACUGGAUUUACAGAGAAAGAAAUAUCAAUAGUUAUUAUCAAAACACUCCAAAACGAUUCAAAACUAGCACAAGAACUCAUUGAUUAUCAUAUGCACAUGAACUGUUAUUAUAACCACAGUGAUCACUGUGUUACCAGUGACGAUAUUGGACUUCAAGAAAUGCUUUCAAACAAGGACACACAACUAGCACUGAAACUCAUUCAAGAUCUUAAAAUGCGAAGUGACGUACGAUCAUUAUGUUAUGUACCCCUAGUGUUAUCAAUGGUAAUUUUAGUAUAUUCUAAAGAAGGAGGGCACUUACCAGCAACACUUACUGAACUGUAUGACAACUUCAUAUUACAAACAAUCAGAAGACAUGUUAAAAGACAAGAAGUUGAUCCUCGUACUUUAGGUAGUCUUUCUUCAUUACCAUCAAAAUUAGCUAAAUCAUUGCAAGAGUUGUGUCAAAUAGCUUAUAUUAACCUGGUUGAGGCAAAAAUGGCAUUCUCUUCACAUCAAUUACAAAAAUAUGAAGGAGCAGUGAAAGAGGAUUUUUUUGGAUUAAUGACAACAUUCAUAGAAUAUGAUGAGGAGAAAUAUCAGUUUCUUCAUUUGAGUAUACAGGAAUUUUUAGCUGCUUUGUGGAUAGCUAGAUACGAAAAGAAGACAGAGGAAGUGUUUAAGGAUCACUUUGAUGAUGAUCAAUUUCAAUUGUGUCUGAGGUUUGUGGCUGGCCUAACUCACCUUGAACAUGAGAGCUAUCGACAGUAUUUCAAUAAACAGAUUGACGUACAGUGCAGUAGAGCUCCUUUGUUUGGAUAUAAAGCAACUCAACGUUCCUGGUUUCAUCGAUCUUCUGAGAUUAAAAACAACAGUGGCUUCAUUUCAUCUGACAGCAAUAGAAACUUUCCUUCGUUUCUUUUGCAACUCAUAUAUGAGUCACAUAAUGCUAAUUUAUGCCAAUUAUUAGCAGAAUCAGUCAUUGGUACCACUUUAUGCCUCAGAAAAGUAAGGCUUUCAUUGUUUGAUUGGCUGUGUUUCAGUUAUUUUAUCAAUAAUUCAAAAUUAACAUGGAAUCACUUGUGCUUGGAAGAGCUAUUUGAUCAAACGCUAUCAGUUUUGACUGCUGGGUUGACUAAUAAAUCACUAAAGACUCAAUGUAAGAGACUAGAUGUAAAGCUCUGGCAUCCUACAACUGAAUCAAUACACAAUUUUUUGCAGUCAUCACUUUUUUAUAAUGUUCAGGAAUGUUACUGUGAACUUGAAAAUGGUCAAUUCGUUCCCUGUCUUGCAUUGUUACAGUUCUUUAGUACUCCUCUAUUGAAAGUACUUCACUUAACUUUACACAGACGCUCUCUUACUAGUACCAGCUAUCAAGAUGAGCACAUUGAACUUGAGAAGACAAUAGCAAAAAAUUCAACACUACAGGAGGUAAAGAUAAGUUGUAGCGGAAGAGAUAACCAAAUCACUGUAACUAUUGACAGCGUAAUCAAGGGAAUAAGUAGAAAUAGAUCAAUAGAAUCAUUUGUAAUCAAUAUUUCUUCAUACCCUCCUCUUCCUCCUCCUCUAUCCAAUCAAUCAAUUGAGCAACUACUAAAGGACAACAACACAAUACAGGCUCUUUCCAUAAAUAUUCAGGACAAAUUAUUCCCAUCUUCAUCACUACACAUAUCAAAAGUAAACACACCACUGACUGCUCUAGAAAUUGGAAAAAGCACUAACAUAUUGAUGGCAUCACUCAUUCCACAUAUUAAAGGAUUGCACUGUUUGAUACUACCAGAACCAUACCCAUUGCAUUUAUUAUUUCUUUCUCAUCCCAGUCUACGUACACUUGCUUUGCCACUAGACACAGCUGAGAGUGCUAUUGAACUAUUUACUAUCCUACAAACCAAUACUACACUUGAAGCUCUAAAACUGUGGGUACGUUAUGAAAAUAUUUGUAACAGCAGUAUGGGUACUAGUUUACAAGAUUUGUUAGCAGAAAACCAAACGCUGAAAAGCCUUGAGAUUGAAGGAUAUUUUCAUAAUUCAUUUCUGUCAUUUCUCUCUACUGGUAUCAAACAAAACUCAAGCCUUCAGCAGUUUACUUUAAAACACAUUCGAUUGCCUCUUAAUGAAGAGGUAUUACAAUUUUUCAGUGUCGUAGCUGGUAAGAAUAAUUUAACAGAGCUUGAAAUCUAUUUCAAACUUGAUAAUGAAUAUACCUACUGUAACUACGAGGAGAAAGAAUGUUUUAUGACACAAUUGUUUUAUGAACAAGGAUUACCUGCUGUUACCAACUUACUACAAUCAAGUUCAGCGAUCAAAAGAAUGAGAAUAGUGUGUGACUCUUACAGUUCAUCUGAACCUAAAUCAAAGGACUUUGUAAUAAUGUUUUAUGAAUCUAUUUUCACUCAUCCGUCACUGGAAUAUAUAGACAUUUGUACUAUAUAUAAUGCUUCUUUUCUACUUCAGAGAAUACUGAAAGAACAAAUCAAAGCACUGGUUAAGAUGCAUCAGCAAAAGCAACCUCACAAGCAAGUACCAAUAGUGAAUGUGGAAUGUAUAAUAACUGAUGUUGUCUGAUGUGUGCACUGACACUUUAAUUCACAAAUGAACACUGAAACAUUUUUCUGCUUGAUAUUAAGUGUUUAUCACUUCUUUGCUUAUUUUGAAACAAAAAGUAUUAGUUGAUAGUAAACUGUUGAGUUAGUUUUGACACAUUACUUAGAUUCACACAA
Molecule: messenger RNA, 4522 nt
Organism: Amphimedon queenslandica
Lineage: Eukaryota; Metazoa; Porifera; Demospongiae; Haplosclerida; Niphatidae
Exons: 5
Coding region: 42-4367 (1441 amino acids)
Source: RefSeq, a predicted model, not a curated record